Diuraphis noxia (Russian wheat aphid) is the source of this 1199-nucleotide messenger RNA. Its product is annotated as zinc finger MYM-type protein 1-like. Lineage: Eukaryota; Metazoa; Arthropoda; Insecta; Hemiptera; Aphididae. The record is from RefSeq and is a predicted model, not a curated record. Gene Ontology annotation, molecular function: protein dimerization activity.
AUGAUAUGGAUAUGGAUAUGGAUAUAAUGAAAAAUGAUCCUGCAGUUUUUGCUAAUAUGUCUUUUUUGUCACCGGAAAUUAAAGAUUACAUCUUCAAAUUUGGUCCUUGUCAACCAAUUUUACCUGAUAAAUCAAAAUGCCAUCGUGAUUGGUUGUCCUAUUCAUUAAGCAAAAAUAAAAUUUUUUGUAUACAUUGCAUGCUUUUUGGAACCAAUUUGCAUAGUAAUUUAGAAAAAUCUUGGACCAAAGAAGGAUUUAAUAAAUGGAAAAAUUGUUCAUUUGCUAUUCAAAGACAUGAGUUAACUCCAGAUCAUGUMACAUCAUCUUUAAAAUUUAAGUUACGUCAAAAGAAUUUACCAAUUUUACCUUCAAUUGAAAAUAAUAGAAAAACUCAGAUAGCAAUGAAUAGAAAUGUUUUAUUAGAGCUUAUAGACAUUGUUAUAUACAUGGGACGUCAUAAUCUGGCAUUUCGUGGGCAUUGUGAGGAUUGGUCUUCAAAUUCCAGAGGUAAUUUUAAGGACUUAGUUAUACUAAUGUCUAAAAAUUCAGGACCAUUAGCGGAACACAUAAACCGUAUUCAACAAAAUGGAAAACAUGAAACAUCUUUUGUUUCAUGGCAAAGACAAAAUCAGCUGAUUGAAGCUAUUGCCGAAGAUAUUUCUUUUCAAGUACGAUCAUUUAUUAAAGCUGUUAAAAUGUUUAGCAUAUCAAUUGAUACCACAUUUGAKGAAUCUCGUAAGGAACAAAUAUCAUUUAUAAUACGAUAUGCUGAUGAAGUUACCGGUGAGAUUCAUGAAAGACUAUUAGCAGUAAAGGAAUCACCAGUUACAUCUGGAAAAAAUGUAUAUGAUAUUUUUGUAAAUGUAAUGGAAGCUGAAAAUUUAAAUUGGAAAGAAGAGUUGGUUGGUCAGUCAUAUGAUGGAGCUAGCAAUAUGCGUGGUAACUAUAAAGGCCUCCAAGCACGUAUUAAAUCAGAAAGCCCACAAGCAUUAUUUGUUUGGUGUCACUCACAUCGCUUAGCUUUGGUAGUAAAACAAGCAGUAUCGUGUAACUCCAACGCUGUUGAUUUAUUUGGGAAUUUAGAAACUCUCUAUAUUUUUCUUUGGUGUUCAAAAAAAAGAGCAGCGAUUUUCAGAGAAAUYCAAAUUGAAUGUGGUAAAAUUGAAGGUAAAAAAAAUCCAUCGCAUGCAGUUAAGAGA